CAGUGCUUUGUCUCCCCAGAGAAGACCAGACAGCUCCUUUUUCACGGGGCGCAGGCCUGCAUGGACCAUGUGUGGGAGGAAGGCUGUGCUGUGGUUGACCUACCGGAGUCCCCGAAGCCAGGUCUCAUGGAAGCCCCACGGGCCACGCGUGGGCAGAUGCUGAUCGGACCGGAUGGCCGACUGACCAGGAGGGGAGCCCAGGCCUGCGAAGCCGACGUGUCUGGGGCAGCGUCCAGAGCCUGCUCCUCGUGCGUGCGAGCUGUGGACGGGACAGCGGCGUGCGGCCAGUGUGAGCGUGCCCUGUGUAGGCGGUGUGUGCGCACCUGCAGCAGCUGCGGGGUUGUGGCCUGCACCCUGUGUGCCCUUGUGGACUGCAGUGACGUUCACGAGAAGGUGCUCUGCGCCAGCUGUGCCAUGUUCGAGUGCUGAGGGCCUGGUGGAUGUGGCCUUGCCUGGACGACCUCGCUGCUAGAUGACCUCACUGGCAUCGGUGCAG
Molecule: messenger RNA, 496 nt
Organism: Miniopterus natalensis
Lineage: Eukaryota; Metazoa; Chordata; Mammalia; Chiroptera; Miniopteridae
Source: RefSeq, a predicted model, not a curated record